CAAAACAUUUCAUAAUUUUUCAUAAUUAAACAUAUAAAAGAGAAUAAGCAAUAAUUUUAUUAAUCAUUGUGAAUUAUUUGCCAAUCCCAGUAGUUCCAACUACAACUGCUCUGUAGUUCGAAAGAUUUAAGGGGUGAAAAACACAUGCCAACAUCACAGAAGUGAAAACUCCGUAUUGAUUUUCCCGAUUUUCACCCGUAUCUGCAUUGCAGUUUAGUUGAUUUUGGGAUAAUCGUAAAUAUUUACAUCGAGUCCAAGCAUGGCGCAGUGCAGAGUUACAAAAUGUCCAACAGAUGAACUGUCACUGACCAAUUGUGCCAUAGUGAAUGACCAUGAUUUCCCAAGUGCUAAACACAUUGAAGUUAACACUGGAGCGGGAUAUGGCAGCAGCUUUGUGUUUUCAAUCAAGUCCCAUCCAAGCAUUCCCAGAGCAAACAUUGGCUUCAGUUUGCCACAAAGGAAAUGGGCUGUUUUAUCCCUUAAUCAGGACAUUACAGUCAAACCAUACACUUGUGAUGACUUCCUCUCUUCCAUUGUACUGGAGGCUGACUACAUGCAGAAAAAAACUACCUCUCAGGAACAGUAUGACAGUGAUGAAAUGGCUAAGGAGUUUUUGAUAACAUUUGCCAAUCAGGUGUUUUCAGUGGGGCAACAGUUAGCUUUUUCAUUCAGGGACAGAAAAUUACUAUCUUUGGUUGUCAAAGACUUGGAAGCUGCAAGUUUAAGUGCUUUAAAAGAAGGUAGCAAUGAGAAACCUAGAAAAACCAAAACAGGUCAACUAAUUCCAAAUACAAUGGUGCAGUUUGAGAAAGCUGAAAACUCUUCCUUGAAUCUGGUUGGAAAAGCUAAAGGAAAAAUAGUAAGACAAUCCAUCAUUAAUCCAGACUGGGACUUCCAGAAGAUGGGAAUCGGCGGUUUGAGCAACGAAUUCAACGCGAUCUUCAGAAGAGCGUUUGCCUCCCGAGUUUUCCCUCCCGAAAUCGUCGAACAGUUAGGCUGCAAACACGUCAAAGGUAUUCUUUUGUAUGGACCACCUGGAACUGGUAAAACUUUAAUGGCCCGACAAAUUGGUAAGAUGUUGAACGCCAGAGAACCGAAAAUCGUCAAUGGUCCUCAAAUUCUGGACAAGUACGUCGGCGAAUCAGAAGCCAAUGUUAGGCGUUUGUUUGCUGAAGCUGAGGAGGAAGAGAAAAGGGCUGGUCCGAACAGCGGACUUCACAUAAUAAUUUUCGACGAAAUCGACGCCAUUUGCAAACAAAGAGGGUCUGUGGCAGGAAACACCGGUGUCCACGAUACUGUUGUAAAUCAACUGUUGUCGAAAAUCGACGGCGUGGAACAACUGAACAACAUCCUAGUCAUUGGUAUGACUAACAGGAAAGACAUGAUCGACGACGCUUUAAUGCGUCCCGGCCGUCUGGAAGUUCAAAUCGAAAUCAGCUUACCCAAUGAAGAGGGCAGAGUACAAAUCUUAAACAUCCACACGGCGAGAAUGAGACACUUCAAGAAAAUCUCACCAGACGUUGACUGCAGGGAACUGGCAACUUUGACCAAAAACUUCUCCGGCGCCGAACUCGAAGGUUUGGUGCGUGCCGCCCAGUCAACCGCCAUGAACAGACUAAUCAAAGCCUCCAGUAAAGUCGAGGUGGAUCCAGAGGCCAUUGAGAAGCUGCUGGUGACCAGAGCCGACUUUUUGCACGCACUAGAACACGAUAUUAAACCAGCUUUCGGCACCGCACAGGAAGUCUUGGACCAAUUCUUGUCCAGAGGCAUUAUCAAUUGGGGAUCUCCCGUCGCCAGUAUUUUGGAAGAUGGAAUGCUGUUCAUUCAACAGGCAAAGGCCACAGACACUUCUGGUUUGGUAUCUGUUUUGAUCGAGGGCCCUCCGAACGCUGGCAAAACAGCACUGGCCGCUCAAUUGGCGAAAAAUUCCGACUUCCCGUUUGUCAAAGUUUGUUCGCCGGAGGAAAUGGUCGGCUACACCGAAACGGCGAAGUGUUUGCACAUCAGGAAAGUGUUCGACGACGCUUACAGGUCGACUUUGAGCUGCGUUCUCGUUGAUAACAUCGAGAGAUUGUUGGACUACGGUCCUAUUGGACCCCGUUAUUCGAAUCUCACGUUGCAGGCACUUUUGGUGCUGCUCAAGAAACAACCUCCACCUGGCAAGAAACUGUUGGUAUUGUGCACAAGCAGCAGAAGGCAAGUUCUAGAAGACAUGGAAAUGUUGUCUGCAUUCACAGCGAUUUUGCACGUUCCUAAUUUAUCACAGGCCGAACAUCUGUUGAACGUGUUGGAAACAUCCGACGUGUUCAGUCCUCAAGAACUGAACCAAAUCAGCAGGCACGUUCACGGAAAACGCAUCUUCAUCGGUAUUAAAAAGCUGUUGGCGCUGAUCGACAUGGCACGACAGACGGACGAAAAACACAGGGUGAUGAAACUGAUCACCAAGUUGGAGGAGGACGGUGCGCUGGAGGAUCCUGGCAUGGCAUAAGUGUGAAUAUGCAAGAUGUGGGUUGUACGUUUAACACUCGACAUCUGAUUUCCAAAACGGAACCGUUGCGAAAUGCAAAUCCCCGAGCACACGUUGUUAUUGUCCUGUAUUAGUAGUUUUAUCUGUUAUGUGUAAUUGUAGUUGGUGUUGAAAUAACGGUGGCGGUUUUGGAAAUCAGUCUGGUUUUAUGAUUUUAAGCUUCAAAACACGUUGUACACACAUGUUCAUUAUAUUAUUAUAUGUUAGAACCGCGGCAGAAAAAUAGUAGGCCUAUAGAAAUGUACUUACACAUAUUUAUAAUGUAUGUAAACAUAUAACCCAUAUUUAUAUAUAUAAAAAUAUAUUUUACGAAUAGCAUAGGCUCACUUUAGCAAUAUGUCAUGGCGAAAAUUAGUCAAUUGAGUAUUUAUUCAGUCAGGUAAAUUAAUCGGACUCACGAGCGGAUUAUUUUAGCUGGCUUGUGAUAAUUUAUUGUAAAUUAAGAAAUAUCAGGGCGGCAAUUUGAAAAUUGUAGCAGGAAUAUCAAUUUUUUAAAAGUAACAUUGUAGGAAAUUUCCGAGAAACUAUAACGGUAGAUUUAAAUUAGGAUAUCUCGGUUGAAGUAGUCCUUUUUUCUAGACGUGUCAAUGUGCUGAAUUUGUAUUUUUCCAAUAAUUUCGCGCAUUUUUAUAAUUUUAAGUGCAAUUUAGGAUUACUACUAAAAACUAUAAAAGCAUUUCCACGAUUUGUUUCGAAACAAAUGUGAUAUGUAUAUUCUUGCAAUUGUAUUUUUAAGUAAAUAUAUUUAUUUAAUUCCAUAGCGGGGCAAAAGAAAAAAGUACAGUGUUACGUUUUCUUUAACCGCGCUCUAAUAUGUAAAUACUUUCCAUUAGUUUUAGUUAGUCUUGUUUCUGUUAAGGACAAAUUUUAUUAUUGUAAGAUAGGCGAUAAAUGCGUGUUGUAAAUCGUUGAAGCUUGUUGAAUUCUAAGAAAUAAAAACUAACUCGUC
Molecule: messenger RNA, 3476 nt
Organism: Aethina tumida (small hive beetle)
Lineage: Eukaryota; Metazoa; Arthropoda; Insecta; Coleoptera; Nitidulidae
Product: vesicle-fusing ATPase 1-like
Exons: 11
Coding region: 260-2488 (742 amino acids)
Biological process (GO): SNARE complex disassembly; Golgi to plasma membrane protein transport; intra-Golgi vesicle-mediated transport
Cellular component (GO): Golgi stack
Molecular function (GO): ATP binding; ATP hydrolysis activity
Source: RefSeq, a predicted model, not a curated record